Molecule: messenger RNA, 622 nt
Organism: Bradysia coprophila
Lineage: Eukaryota; Metazoa; Arthropoda; Insecta; Diptera; Sciaridae
Gene: rtp
Product: MORN repeat-containing protein retinophilin
Biological process (GO): response to axon injury
Cellular component (GO): cell projection
Source: RefSeq, a predicted model, not a curated record
AUCCAAUUUGUUCAUGGUAAAUGAAGCCAUAGUCCGUUCGAUUGAUGUCGUCAAUAGUGCCAAACGACUGUACGAAACUUUAUUUUGAAUUUUCUCUUCAAAGUGUAGCAACAUGGAUGUUGUGCCCGGAGUAGUCAAAUGCGGUGGUCAUCGAUAUGAGGACGGUACACGAUACAUAGGCGAUUGGAAUCAUAAAGGACAGAAGCACGGAAUGGGACAUUUGCUGUUACCGGACGGAACACGAUACGACGGAGCAUUCAUUAAUGGUUUGUGUUCCGGUCUUGGUGUAAUGCAAUUUUCGGAUGGUGCAAAAUACGAGGGUGAAUUCAUGCAGGGCUGGUUCCACGGUCAUGGUAUAUUUUGGCGUGCUGAUGGCAUGAAAUUUGAAGGUGAAUUUCGCGGCGGACGCAUAUGGGGACUGGGAUUGGUGACGUUCAACGAUCACACGCACGGCUUUCCACGGAACGAGGGAUUCUUUCAGGAUUGUCGUAUGAUUCGAAAGAAAAAGUGUCCGGAUGUGGUUCAACGCUCGCAGAAAAUUGCUUUGAUGGCUCGAGCGCUGUGCGAUCAAGGUGGAAUGUGAAUGCGGGAAAAAUAAAAUUUUAGAAAAUUUUUAUUUGCC